Messenger RNA from Fusarium subglutinans, 1281 nucleotides. Its product is annotated as Malic acid transport. Gene Ontology annotation, cellular component: membrane. Bases 1 to 1281 code for a protein of 426 amino acids. Gene Ontology annotation, molecular function: malate transmembrane transporter activity. The transcript has 2 exons. NCBI's taxonomy places the organism in Eukaryota, Fungi, Ascomycota, Sordariomycetes, Hypocreales, Nectriaceae. The record is from RefSeq and is a predicted model, not a curated record. Gene Ontology annotation, biological process: malate transmembrane transport.
AUGUCACAACCAAGUGACCCCCAGUACAAUGCAGGGGACGGCUACACACGCGACAUGAAUGGCCGCCCCGUAGACAUCGAAUCAGGCUCAUCAGCACGCGACAGAGCAUUCCCCAAAAACGCACCUCGUCCUCUCCGUCUAAAAGACCGCGUCGUCAGAAUAACAUGGAGUUGGUUCCCCUGCACAAUGUCAACAGGCGGUCUCGCCAACCUCCUCAACGAACAGCCAUACACAUUCACCGGCCUCAAAACCAUCGGCAAAAUAUUCUUCAUCCUCAACAUCAUCCUCUUCCUGACCUUCACAGCUCUCAUCAUCGCGCGCUUCACCAUGAAACCGCGCGCCUUCUCAACGAGUCUGCAUCAUCCGUCUGAAUCGUUCUUCUUUGGUGCUUUCUGGGUUUCUAUCGCGUUGAUACUUACGGGCGCGCAGUCGUACGGUGGGCCAGAAACGGGACCGUGGUUUACGACUGCUAUGAGGGUGGUUUUUUGGAUUUAUUAUGCUUGUGAAAUGGUGGUGGCGGUGACGCAGUAUCAUAUUAUCUUUGAGACGGAGAGGCUGGAUAUUUCGGAGGCGUUGCCCGGUUGGAUACUGCCUGCGUAUCCGUUUUUGGUGACGGGCAUGUUGGCGGCUAAGAUAGCGGGGAGUCAACCGCAGUGGAGUGCGGUGCAGAUUAUAGUUGCUGGUUUGAUGGGCCAGGGACUUGGAUGGAUGCUUGCGCUGUUCAUUUACGCUGUUUAUCUCUCAAGACUGAUUCAGCACAAGUUGCCGGAUGCGUCCAACAGGCCGGGCAUGUUUAUCGCCGUUGGACCAACAGCCUUUACGUGCGGCGGUUUGAUUGCACUCGGUACACAGGCCAAGUCUGCCCUUCCAGAUGACUUCCUCAGCACCCACAGCAUCCCAGCCGGCGAACUCUGGUCCGGCAUGUCAGUAGCCGCAGGACUCUUCAUUUGGCUCAUGGCGAUCUGGUUCUCAGCCCUAUCCGCGAUAUCAGUCCUCCGCGUCGCUCGAAGAAUGGAGUUCAGUUUGUCCUGGUGGGCACUUGUCUUCCCCAACGUCGGUCUCGCUCUUGCAAGUAUCAACGUUGGAAAUACCCUGUCAUCGAGAGGAAUCAAGAUUUUUGGAUCAGCGUUGACGGUUGUGUUAGUUAUUGUGUGGUUCAUCUGCGCGGCUUUUCAUAUUCGAGCUAUCAUCAGGAGGGAUUUACUUGCCGUUGGGAAGGAUCUGGCUGUUGAGCAUGUUAACAAGCAGCAUGAUAGAAAGGCUGAGAAGCAAAGAGACUAG